Molecule: messenger RNA, 992 nt
Organism: Thermothielavioides terrestris NRRL 8126
Lineage: Eukaryota; Fungi; Ascomycota; Sordariomycetes; Sordariales; Chaetomiaceae
Exons: 3
Coding region: 435-938 (167 amino acids)
Biological process (GO): DNA-templated transcription; positive regulation of translational initiation; positive regulation of nuclear-transcribed mRNA poly(A) tail shortening
Cellular component (GO): P-body; RNA polymerase II, core complex
Molecular function (GO): translation initiation factor binding; single-stranded DNA binding; single-stranded RNA binding
Source: RefSeq, a predicted model, not a curated record
CAAGCCUCGACCACUUCGGCGAAGCGAGCCGUUUGCUGCUGCAUUCCUGCAUGCGUCAGCCUCGCCUCGUCGAGCCUCACCCAGCGGCAAACCCAACCUGCUCGUUGGUGUCUCAAAGACUGUGAGGCCCGCCUUCCGCGCUCGCAGCCCUGGCUUGGUCUCCGAAUCAACAAAUUGGGAAUCGACGAGAGAAACGUGGCAAGCAUGCUGGAGGGCUUGCUGCACCUUCGCCGGCCCUUCGUUGCGCAUCUCGAGACCGCGACCUCUUGACGCGCUGACGGCUUCUCCCCUACCACGCCCUUGCCGCGUCAUCGCCGACCUGCAAACACAUCGCUGCCAUUCGAGACUGGCCUUUCAAGCAGCGCAGCAGCUCGCACUCCAGCACUAGACCCCAUACGAACCAGACCCGCCAUACGUUCGCCCACCAAAGCGACAUGUUCUUUCUACACAACCUCGAGCGGCGCGUCACGCUGCAUCCCUCCUACUUUGGGAGGAACAUGCACGAGCUCGUCACGACGAAGCUGGUCAAGGAUGUUGAGGGUACUUGCGCUGGUGACUACUACAUCAUCGCCAUCAUGGACACCUUCGACGUCUCCGAAGGGCGCAUUCUCCCCGGAAGCGGGUUGGCCGAGUUCACAGUGGGCUACCGAGCCGUCGUCUGGCGGCCCUUCAAGGGCGAAGUGAUCGACGCCAUCACCCAGACAGUGAACCCCCAUGGCUUCUUUGCCCAGGCUGGGCCGUUGCGCCUAUUUGUCUCGUCCCAGCUGAUGCCCGAUGAAAUACAAUACGACGCCAGCGCCACCCCCGCGCAGUUUACCAACAACGCCGACAUCGUCAUCGAGCAUGGUACGCACGUGCGGGUCAAGAUUAUCGGCUUGCGAACCGAGGUCGGCGAAAUGUGGGCUAUUGGCAGCAUCAACGGCGAUUUCCUCGGGUAGGUGACCCCGGACGACGCCCGUGCUCGACAGGCCAUGCUGACAUAUCUACUCCCA